Messenger RNA from Arachis ipaensis, 1000 nucleotides. Its product is annotated as protein FAR1-RELATED SEQUENCE 5-like. The record is from RefSeq and is a predicted model, not a curated record. Lineage: Eukaryota; Viridiplantae; Streptophyta; Magnoliopsida; Fabales; Fabaceae.
CGCCCGCAGUCACGUCAACCACUGUAGGUACCUCAACCCCGCAGUCCCAUCGCGUGUGGAAGUCCGGCGCCGUCGCAGGAGCGUGAGGUCGUCUCCUCUGUUCAAGCGCGCUCUCAUUGUGUUCACCGUGCCUCUGUCACCGCCACCGUGCCCCUGUCACCGUCUCGUCUGUUCGUGCUUCCCCCGCCGGCGUGAGGAAACAUCACUGGACAUUGGCAUGGACGAGGCGGCCUUUGGAACAAAAUAUUUAGAUGGUGAUGGUGACCUGGGCAAUGAUGUACGUGGCAGCGGUUUAGCGAGGCCAGAGGAGGUGAUGGAGAUGUUGUUUAACUCUUCCGACGUGGCUGCUCAUUUCUACGAACAGUAUAGUCGAGGCAAGGGUUUUGCUACGCGUGUUGGUAAGAAGCUAAGAAAUAAGAAUGGGGACAUCGUGCGAUAUACAUAUUUGUGCAAUAGAGAAGGGUUUAGGCAAAAGAAGUGGUUGGAGUUGCAAGGUCGAAAGAGAGAACACAAGGUGGUUAUGCGAUGUGGGUGCAUGGCAGAGAUGCGUAUCAAGCAAAAUGGUCAGAUGGGUAAAUGGUAUGUGUCAAGAUUUGUAGAUGACCACAAUCAUGAGCUCCUCCCUCCGAAGUUGGUGGAAUACUUGCCUCCACAUAGGAAGAUGUCAGAUGUGGACGUAGCCCACAUGGAUAGCUUACGGCAAGUUGGGAUUUUAGUUCCUAAAAUAUAUGAGUCGCUUGCAGCACAGACUGGUGGCUUUGAUCAUAUCCCAUUCACAAAGAGAGAUAUGUACAAUGAAAUGAGGCGCCAACGAGGCAUGAGGAAGGGAGACGUCAAUGCAACGAUAAGGUACUUUGAGGCAGGUGCGAAAGCAGAUGAGAAACUCUUUUGGAGGUGUCAGGUGAGUGCAGAUCAGCAUAUGUGUGACCUGUUUUUGGCGUCGGGAGGAGUUAGGAUGAUUAUAAAUUUUUUGGCAAUGUCCUAGCAUUUGAUGCAACAU